AUGAAGCGCGUUCUGGUAGGAUAUGGGAUCGACCUGGACGCCAUCAGCGGCUGGAUCAAUACCAGAAAUGGAUCGCCCGCAUCGCCGACAGAUGUCUCGCGCGGAGUCUUCGGGGCGACUUGUGGCACGGAUCGUCUCCUGCGGUUGUGGGACAAGUAUAAUAUCAGGACCACCUGGUUCGUUCCGGCACAUACGGCUGUGUCGUUUCCUGAGGCGGUGCGAAAGGUCAGAGACGCUGGACAUGAAAUAGCGCUCCACGGAUGGACGCACGAGUAUGUGACGACGCUCGGGGAGGACCAGCAACGCGAAGUGCUUCGAGAGUCGAUCAAAGUCCUGACGCAAUUAUGCGGCAGGAAGCCAAAGGGAUGGACGGCGCCGGGCUUCGAAGCUUCGCGUCAAACAGUGCAGCUUCUGGAGGAGUUUGGGCUCGAUUACGACCACAGCUUCAUGUACCACGACGCUCUCCCAUACUGGCUGCCGUACACGCCGACCUGGAAGGAGACCACCAUGAUGGCGGCCGACAGAGAUGGGGAUGGAGACCCGGUCACACCGUCAACUUGGAUGGAAGGCAUGUCGGAGUUGAAGCCGAGUUCAAUCGUCGAGAUCCCCGCCAACUGGCACCUGGAUGACUGGCCACCGUUCCAACUGAACCUCAAGCAAGCCAGUACCCAUGGGUUCGUCGACCCCUACGUGGUGGAGCGCAUGUGGAAGGACCAGUUCGACUACUACUACCGUGAGUAUGACCAGUUCAUCUUCCCCAUCUCGAUCCACCCGCAGGUCAGCGGCAAGGCGCACAUCAUGCUCAUGCAUGAGAGGUUGAUCAACUACAUCAACGGUCACAGCGGCGUCGAGUGGUGCACCAUGGCCGAGAUGAACCGGGAAUUCCGAGAGGGUCGUUUGGCAGGGACAACGGUCUGUGGCGGUGUGCCAGUGACUGAAGCGCCUGGUAUCAUGGCUUGA
Molecule: messenger RNA, 960 nt
Organism: Fonsecaea nubica
Lineage: Eukaryota; Fungi; Ascomycota; Eurotiomycetes; Chaetothyriales; Herpotrichiellaceae
Exons: 3
Coding region: 1-960 (319 amino acids)
Biological process (GO): carbohydrate metabolic process
Molecular function (GO): hydrolase activity, acting on carbon-nitrogen (but not peptide) bonds
Source: RefSeq, a predicted model, not a curated record